Pongo pygmaeus (Bornean orangutan) is the source of this 477-nucleotide messenger RNA. It is a transcript of the gene VPREB3, whose product is annotated as V-set pre-B cell surrogate light chain 3. NCBI's taxonomy places the organism in Eukaryota, Metazoa, Chordata, Mammalia, Primates, Hominidae. Bases 1 to 477 code for a protein of 158 amino acids. The transcript has 3 exons. The record is from RefSeq and is a predicted model, not a curated record.
AUGCGCGUGCGCGUGCACGCAUCCUGGCCUUCCCAGCCCUGUGCCCCAAAGCACCUGGAGCAUAUAGCCUUGCAGAACUUCUUGCCUACCUCCCUGCCUCUGGCCAUGGCCUGCCAGUGCCUCAGCUUCCUUCUGAUGGGGACCUUCCUGUCAGUCUCCCAGACAGUCCUGGCCCAGCCGGAUGCACUGCUGGUCUUCCCAGGCCAAGUGGCUCAACUCUCCUGCACGCUCAGCCCCCAGCACGUCACCAUCAGGGACUACGGUGUGUCCUGGUACCAGCAGCGGGCAGGCAGUGCCCCUCGAUAUCUCCUCUACUACCGCUCGGAGGAGGAUCACCACCGGCCUGCUGACAUCCCUGAUCGAUUCUCGGCAGCCAAGGAUGAGGCCCACAAUGCCUGUGUCCUCACCAUUAGUCCCGUGCAGCCUGAAGAUGACGCAGAUUACUACUGCUCUGUUGGCUACGGCUUUGGUCCCUAG